Messenger RNA from Ostrinia nubilalis (European corn borer), 1188 nucleotides. RefSeq names its product serine hydrolase-like protein. Lineage: Eukaryota; Metazoa; Arthropoda; Insecta; Lepidoptera; Crambidae. The record is from RefSeq and is a predicted model, not a curated record. The transcript has 6 exons. Bases 155 to 1087 code for a protein of 310 amino acids.
AACACACACACACACCACACACACCAAUAUCUACUAGAAACAACAACAAAGUCCUUUAUUGCUGCAUUGAAAACAUUCUUCAAGGAAUUAUAACACGUAUUCCUAUUACAUAAGGCUAAAAUAUCGAAUUGAUGUCACAGUGUUUUUGUAAACAAUGAAACUUACUGCACUGCGGCUCGCCAAAUCGUUUACAAACUCGGCAUUACAAGCAACGGAACAAAACAUUGAAGUGAAGGUACCGUGGGGAAAAUUGGCAGCUUUAACCUGGGGAAAUCCAUCCAACUCACCAGUCCUUCUCUGCCACGGUCGGUUCGACACCUGCUCAUCGUAUAGACCCCUCGUGAACCUACUGCCUGAUAACUAUUUCUAUGUCAGCGUAGACUUGCCUGGAUAUGGGUACUCGGAUCCCUUCCCGAGGGGUGCUAAGAUUAAUGCAAUGGACUUUGUACCUACUAUAGCGAGGGUUAAGGAACAUUUUCGAUGGGACCAGUUCGCUUAUAUUGGGCACUCGCUCGGAGCAUUAUUUAGCAAGUUCUAUAACAUAGCGUACCCAGGUCAUCUAUCGCGUAUAGUGGAGCUGGACCCGGCCCCAGCUUAUUGGCCCACUCACGACUUCAGGACUUGGUACCAUGAGGGCUACGGGCCGUUCUACAGCGAUGAGCAUUAUCAGAAAUUAAAUUCGGGGUACGAAAAUGCACCGAAGUAUACUUAUGAGGAGGUUAGAAAAAGGCUAAUGAAAGCAAGGGGUUUGGACGAAAAGUCUGCAGAUCACGUUCUUGAGAGAUGCCUGGAACCGGCUGGCGAUGGUUUAUUUAGGUUGACCCACGACCAGCGCUUGAAACUGAAUACUCUUCUGCCCUUCCCAAAAGGCGCAUACAUAGAUCUCUACACGGCCUCUAAGACCCCAAUCUUGGCUAUUCUCUCCCCAGAAUCCAUGAAGAUAUACAAGAACUAUCCUAUGGUUACAGACGAUAAUGCGUGGCCUAAUAGGAACUACAGGCAUGUAAUUUUGAAUGUAGGCCACGAUGUUCAUUUGCACAGCCCCGAAGAAUGCGCAAAGUUGAUCACUGAAUUUUUGAAGAAGUAGUUUAAAAAGAAAUAAUCCGAAUAUUUGCGUUACCUUGAACUGUGAACGUUAACGACACGUUAUUCUUACACACAGUAUUAAAUAAAUGUUAUAAAAAUGUC